GACACGAAGCACUGCAUGCGACGCACGCGAGAGGUGCAGCGGAGAGAUGCGAUUGGUGCCCUAUACAAGAAGACUCGAGCGAUUCCGCAAUAGUCAACCACAGCGGACGGAGAGAGAGAGAUCUUAACGGGAACUUAACCACAUGUUUAAAUGAGCGUCUUGCGCACAUUAUUUAGGAUCACAUAUUCACAGGAAUAUCCUGUCGUCGUUGUGGGGAUGUGAGGAUUCAACCAUUUCUGUCAAAGAUAGAAAAACGCAACCGGCGAGUUAUCCCAACAACUAGCUAGCCAGCGUUUACUUAGCUAGCGUGCUAACCGUUAGCCCUCAAGCUUCGCAACCACCAUUCAAUUUCGGUCCGGACUCCAAAUCAGCCGGCCAUCCCGUGUCGGUGUCCAAAGAGCAAGCAAAGUGUGUUGCGGGACACUUCCAACAAAGCGACUGUGUCAUUUAACGGAAGAAAGCGCCUUCAAAGGUGAAGGUUGGAGGCGUAGGACGAAGGGAAGCGGUGUCCUCAAGUGACCAUUCACCAUGGACAACGCACACACAAAGACGGUGGAAGAAGUUUACAGCUUCUUUAACGUUAAUGAAAGCACCGGUCUGGGUCUAGAGCAGUUCAAGAAACAGCGAGAGAAAUAUGGACCCAACGAAUUGCCAGCGGAAGAUGGUAAAUCUCUUUGGGAGCUAGUGGUUGAACAAUUUGAAGACUUGCUCGUGAGAAUCCUUCUUCUCGCUGCCUGCAUAUCUUUUGUUCUUGCUUGGUUUGAAGAAGGAGAGGAGACCGUCACAGCUUUCGUGGAGCCCUUUGUGAUCCUCCUGAUUCUGAUAGCAAAUGCUAUUGUAGGAGUAUGGCAGGAGCGCAAUGCAGAGAAUGCCAUAGAAGCGCUGAAGGAGUAUGAACCAGAGAUGGGGAAGGUUUACCGCCAGGACAGGAAGAGUGUCCAGAGGAUAAAGGCCAGGGACAUCGUGCCUGGAGACAUUGUGGAGAUUGCUGUUGGUGACAAAGUGCCCGCAGAUAUCCGGAUAUCGUCUAUCAAGUCCACCACACUGCGUGUGGAUCAGUCUAUUCUCACAGGAGAGUCCGUGUCCGUCAUCAAACACACGGACCCAGUGCCGGACCCCCGUGCGGUAAACCAGGACAAAAAGAACAUGCUCUUCUCGGGCACCAACAUCUCCGCCGGAAAGGCCAUCGGCGUUGUUGUAGCGACGGGUGUCAACACAGAGAUUGGCAAGAUCCGUGACGAGAUGGCGGCCACGGAGCAGGAGCGCACGCCUCUGCAGCAGAAGCUGGACGAGUUCGGGGAGCAGCUCUCCAAGGUCAUCUCGCUGAUCUGCAUCGCGGUGUGGAUGAUCAACAUCGGGCACUUCAACGACCCGGUCCACGGAGGCUCCUGGAUCCGCGGCGCCGUCUACUACUUCAAGAUCGCAGUGGCUCUGGCCGUAGCGGCCAUCCCAGAGGGUCUGCCUGCCGUCAUCACCACCUGCCUGGCCCUGGGCACCCGCCGCAUGGCCAAGAAGAACGCCAUCGUCAGGUCCCUGCCCUCCGUGGAGACCCUGGGCUGCACCUCGGUCAUCUGCUCCGACAAGACGGGCACCCUCACCACCAACCAGAUGUCUGUCUGCAGGAUGUUCAUCAUGGACAAAGUAGAGGGGGAUGGUUGCUCUCUCAAAGAGUUCACUGUGACCGGCUCCACAUACGCCCCCGAAGGACAAGUGUUCCAUGAUGGUAAACAAGUCCAGUGUUCCCAGUACGACGCUCUGGUGGAGCUGGCUUCUAUCUGCGCACUGUGCAACGACUCAUCGCUGGACUUCAACGAGGCCAAGGGAGUGUUUGAGAAGGUGGGAGAGGCCACGGAGACAGCCCUCACCUGCUUGGUGGAGAAGAUGAACGUGUUUGACACGGAGCUCAAGGGCCUGACAAAGAUUGAGAGAGCCAAUGCCUGUAACUCAGUGUUCAAGCAGCUGAUGAAGAAAGAGUUCACCCUAGAGUUCUCCAGAGACAGGAAGUCCAUGUCUGUGUACUGCACCCCGAACAAAGCCAGGGCCUCCAUCGGCAAGAUGUUUAUCAAGGGAGCUCCAGAGGGCGUGAUCGACCGGUGCACCCACAUCCGCGUUGGCAGCAGCAAGGUUCCCCUGACCGCCGCCAUCAAGGAGAAGGUGCUGUCUGUGAUCCGGGAGUACGGCACCGGGCGGGACACGCUGCGCUGCCUGGCGCUGGCCACCCGCGACAACCCGGGCAGGAAGGAGGCCAUGGCGCUGGAGGACUGCAACCGCUUCGUCGACUACGAGACCGACCUGACGUUUGUGGGCUGUGUGGGCAUGCUGGACCCCCCUAGAGCAGAGGUGGCUGCUUCCAUUAAACUGUGUAGCCUGGCGGGCAUCAGAGUCAUCAUGAUCACCGGAGACAACAAGGGGACCGCCGUGGCCAUCUGCAGACGCGUGGGCAUCUUCAGCGAGGACGACGACGUCUCCAGCAUGGCCUACACCGGCCGCGAGUUCGACGACCUCACGCCCGCGCAGCAGCGCGAGGCGGUGGUGAAGGCUCGCUGCUUCGCCCGGGUGGAGCCCUCCCACAAGUCCAAGAUCAUCGAGAUCCUGCAGUCCUACGAUGAGAUCACCGCCAUGACGGGCGACGGCGUGAACGACGCGCCUGCGCUCAAGAAGGCGGAGAUCGGCAUCGCCAUGGGCUCCGGCACAGCCGUGGCCAAGUCGGCCUCGGAGAUGGUGCUGGCCGACGACAACUUCUCCACCAUCGUGGCGGCCGUGGAGGAGGGGCGCGCCAUCUACAACAACAUGAAGCAGUUCAUCAGAUACCUCAUCUCCUCCAACGUGGGCGAGGUGGUCUGCAUCUUCCUGACCGCGGCCCUUGGCUUCCCCGAGGCUCUCAUCCCGGUGCAGCUGCUCUGGGUCAACCUGGUGACGGACGGCCUGCCCGCCACCGCCCUGGGCUUCAACCCCCCGGACCUGGACAUCAUGAGCAAGCCCCCGCGCAAUGCCCGCGAGCCCCUCAUCUCCGGGUGGCUGUUCUUCAGAUACCUCGCCAUCGGAUGUUACGUCGGCGCUGGCACAGUCGGAGCCGCUGCCUGGUGGUUCGUCGCUGCCGAGGACGGGCCCCGGAUUACCUUCUACCAGUUGAGCCACUUCCUGCAGUGCGGCGCCGACAACCCCGAGUUCGAGGGCGUGAGCUGUGAGGUGUUUGAGUCUCCGUAUCCCAUGACGAUGGCCCUGUCGGUGUUGGUCACCAUCGAGAUGUGCAACGCUCUCAACAGCGUCUCUGAGAACCAGUCCCUGAUGCGCAUGCCUCCCUGGGAGAACGUGUGGCUGCUGGGAGCCAUCUGCCUCUCCAUGUCCCUGCACUUCCUCAUCCUCCACGUGGAACCACUACCGAUGAUCUUCCAGAUCACCCCCCUCAACCUGACCCAGUGGCUGAUGGUGCUGAAGAUCUCCCUGCCCGUCAUCCUGUUGGACGAGCUGCUCAAGUUCUCGGCCAGGAACUACCUGGAGGCCGGUAAAGAGCAGGAGAAGCCCAAGGGCUGCCGCUUUGCUGCAUGCAUGGAGGGCAUCUCCUGGCCCUUCGUGGCCCUCUCCAUCCCACUGGUGCUAUGGAUCUACAGCUCUGACACUAACAUGGCCGACAUGUUCUGGUCUUGACUGACUCGAGCACCCCAGCACUGAGUUUUCUUCCGACACACCUGCCCCCCCCCCUCCUCCCUUCCUCACCACCACCGCCCCACCCCACCCCUACCCCAGUCUCUGCCUACCUAUGUGUGCAUAGCUAGUAUGUGUGUGUUUUGUGUAGGAGUAGAGUGUGUUUGUGUAGAGCUAGAGCGUAUGCUUGUGAAUGUUUGCUGAGUGUUCACGAAAAGGACCAAGUUUAACACACACAAAAACGACGUAACCUAUUAUCUAAAAUCGUGGCAAUGAGAAGUUAUUUGUUAAUUAUUUUUAUUUUAUUUGGAUAGAUGAGGCUCUAUAGUGGGUUCACCAAUGAACAUCACUCCCAUAGCUGUGGACGUAUACGCUGGUUCAAACGAGAAAACAAUGUAUCAGGUUUUGUGUUUGUUAUUGUCAAUAUUGCCUUUUUUUAAAUGUGUAUUUUAAAUGAUUUGGGAAUAUUUUUCAUCUCAUUUCACUACAGUAUCAAUUGCAAACUCCUGUGUUAUGUUAAGUCACCCUUUUCAUACAAAACUAGAUAUUCCUCAGCAGUACAUCGACCUGUACAGAGAUUUCACACUAUUUUAUGCAACGGUUUUUGUUCUGUUUUUGUAUUGCUUUGGUUUCUACCAAGCGUGGCUUAUUAAGAGCGCCUUGAUUUAUUUUCUAAUGUUAACCAUUGUGUCUUCAGUAUAACUUUAGAAGUCUUUCAGAGCCAACGGACAAAGAUCGUGCGGCGAGAAGGAUGGGAAAGGUUUGGGGAGUGAGUGGUUGAAUGCGGGAAAACAAAUGGAGACAUUAGUUAUCCUCUAAAAAAACUAAACUAAACAAAGGAAAGCUGCAUGUUCUGUGACCAAGCAUGAACUGUAUGUGGUUUCUUCAUUUAUUAUUUUAAAUUGACAUGCCCCUCCACCCCUCCCUUGAUAAUGUAAAAGCUACUUCCGUGGAUGUUAAGUGUUUAAAGAAGUAUAAUUUGAAAAGCCAGUUUUUCUGCAAUAGGCAGAGCACAGCUACCUCAGUACGACAAAUUUUGCUCCUUUAUAGAUGCCUAAUACGUGGCAUUCCACAGUCGAUAUUUAACAGUUCGUUCAAAUGACAGUAUACGAUAUGAGGUGUGCUCCUAUUGGCUUGUGCAGAAAACAAAAUCAUCCUAGCCUCAAGCCUUUUAAAAAGAAAAAAAAAAGUAUUUGUUAUUGUUAUUUUUCAACUACCAUUAACUUUAUUUGUGUUAAGAGACUGGCCUGGAUAUGGUUUAAUAAUACUAAUUUUGCCAUUUCUUGACGGCAAGGGGUUUGAUUCAAAGGAGACUGUGUUCAAAACUGCAAAAAAAAGAAAUAUAUAAAGUACUCUAAAUAUAAAACUUGGAUUGCAAGUGAGAUCCCAAAUGUAUUUUCCUCCAUCUUCUAUGAAAAAUACACUCAUGAACCCUUUGAAUCAAAGUGUUUUCUGUCUUCAUUUAUUAAUUCUAUAGGGGUCUAAGAUUAUUAGGGUUUUUGUAUGUCCAUACAAUACUGGAAACGGAUCAUGCACAGACUGAUGAAUGAUUCACCUUUACUUGACACAAACAGGACUGGCAGGGGCUAUUUGUAAUUCAAAAUAAACAGAUCUAGUGUAUUUUCACCCUUUCCAGGGGUUUAAUAUAUAGAGAUCUGUACUGUCCUAACCCUUUUAGUAUCAUGUACCCUUGCGUUGCCUCAUUCCAUCCACUCACAACCUCCGAGUGCAAAACGUAUACUUCUGUACAUAAGUCAAAUACCCUCGGGAACAGCAUGGUUUGGUGGAUGCCUGGGUUUCUUUGCAUUGUGUGUUUGGUUUACUACUCACAACUGUGAUUUCUUCUUCAAUGCCUUCCACUAGUGGGCCCCUGUCACUUCAGUGAGUAUAUUCCCUUUAUAAGCAAACACCGUAUACAUAUGACAUUACACGAUGUACCAAACACCAGACGCCUAACGUUACACCAGCUGAAGUCCUCCACUUUUUUGACCCAUACUAUAAACCACUGAAUGAUGCUGUAUGGUACAUGGUACUUUUAGGUAAAAUUGAAUUGCGGUUUAAAGGCCCCAAUUUUGCCAAAGGGUCCCCUUUACCGACACAGCAACACGGUGUAAGCAGCCACCUGAUAACUAGUCGGUCAGAAGCCUCUUUAGCUUAGUCCCAUCUCCAUCACGCUUCACUCUAUUCACUUUUUUUAACUUUUUUUUUUUACACCUGCUUAAAAUCACAAUGAGUAUCCAGACUGAUGUUUGUUUUUUUGGUUUAACCAAAUUGUAUCAAUGGAAGUUGAUCUAGUUUGACUAAUUGUGUGUCAUUCCAUAGGUUCGUUCUCAUAAAGAAGUCCAUUCCAUGCACCGAAGAUGCAAACGUCCAAUAUGGUAAACGGCAUACAUGUCAACACUGUCAUAAUCAGCAGAUGAAGGAACAUGUGGUAUGAUUGUUUUUCACCGUUGGCUUUCAGAAUGAAGUGCUGCAACGUGUUUCCCUGUGUUACCUGUUCCCACAUAUUUACCCCACGCAUGUUUUCCAUUUAUCCGGUUAAAUGCUGUUUUGAUGACAAGAGUAUCGCGUACAGCCUACGGGGCAGUACGCAAGAACCCUGACGUUCAUCCUUGCAUGAAGAACGACUAAAACCUUUCCAAAUUCUCGACUUAAAGGACACUGUUUUUUUUUGUGUGGUUAGUUUUAUAUUCUUGUAGGCCUACUAUACACUGUUGUGCACGCGCUUUUAGCUGUAAGUAUGCUUGCGAUUUAUAUUUAUAGAUUAUCUUGUACAAUGCAAUAAAAAGGUACGUGAUUGGUUUUACAGAGGAAGAUACAUCGUUAUAGGUAACCACUGUUUUUUUUAUAACAAUGCGUUGAGGACUUUGCACAAAAUAUUUAUCAUGGAGAAAUGAACGACUUGACUUGGUUGAACAAAGAAUGACGGAUGGAUGGUGAUCACUGAUCGACUUAACCUUUAGCAUUUGAGAUCAUUGACACUCCUUCAUCGGUGUCUUGCAAUACAAUACUGUGGGUCGAUUGUUGAGUGUACUCUUGUCUGCAUAGUUUUCCACCAUACAACUCAAAGCGCAGUAAAACCUAUUGGAGAGAAGGGUACCUCCUCACGACCUUGUCAAAGAAAAAUAUCAACCGUAUAUGUAAAACGAUCAUUAUCUGCGCCUAACAAUGAUUGUCCAUGCAUUACUGCAAUUGUUCCAGGUAAAUAAAAACCUUUAUGUCUCACUGCCGUGUUCCGUUUGUCCUUUCACCUAUAAGUCAUGUAAGAUUAAUAAAAAGGGCCUACAAUGAUUGUUUUCGAGUACGUCGUUUGCAUUACAGAGCGGUAAUCGAUUUUAAAGAAAUGUAAGCGUUCCAUUAUAACUGUCCCCCGUAAAUGUGAUAAAAGACCCAUUUGUCAAGAUCAUUGCACUGUCGCAACUCAACCACUAGGAGUCAUUGUUGAGUCAGAU
Gadus chalcogrammus (walleye pollock) is the source of this 7097-nucleotide messenger RNA. It is a transcript of the gene atp2a2b, whose product is annotated as ATPase sarcoplasmic/endoplasmic reticulum Ca2+ transporting 2b. Gene Ontology annotation, molecular function: P-type calcium transporter activity; ATP binding; ATP hydrolysis activity. Lineage: Eukaryota; Metazoa; Chordata; Actinopteri; Gadiformes; Gadidae. The transcript is spliced from 23 exons. The record is from RefSeq and is a predicted model, not a curated record. Gene Ontology annotation, cellular component: membrane. Bases 529 to 3648 code for a protein of 1039 amino acids. Gene Ontology annotation, biological process: calcium ion transmembrane transport; intracellular calcium ion homeostasis.